AUGACUGACUGGAGAAGAAUUGACAUUGAUGCUUUCGACCCGGAAAGCAGGCUGAAGACUGAAGAUUUGCUACCACCGUAUACGACGCAAGUUACUCUUGCCGAGCUUCAGCCCAAGAUUACCCAGCUACGCAACCUGUCGACUAGUGGUGACAUCAGUGCUGCUGUUCAAUUGGCGAUGCAGGACCCACCAUACAGCGCCGACGGCGCCACGAAAGCUGCGUACUUCCAAGCCGUGCUGGAUACGCUGUCGCAAGUGAGACAGGCCGACAUUGCCAACAUAGUGAAGCAGCUGUCCCUAGACCAAGAAGCGGUCCUUGUGAAGUAUCUAUAUAAAGGUAUGUCUGUUCCCGAGGGCCAAAGGCAGGGUGGCAUCCUGCUUGCGUGGUUCGAGAAACUGACACAGGCCAGUGGUAUAGCACCAAUCACACACUACCUAUCCGACAGGAGAACCGUGUGA
Huiozyma naganishii CBS 8797 is the source of this 459-nucleotide messenger RNA. RefSeq names its product Arc15p (gene ARC15). Lineage: Eukaryota; Fungi; Ascomycota; Saccharomycetes; Saccharomycetales; Saccharomycetaceae. Gene Ontology annotation, molecular function: actin filament binding. Gene Ontology annotation, biological process: Arp2/3 complex-mediated actin nucleation; regulation of actin filament polymerization. Bases 1 to 459 code for a protein of 152 amino acids. The record is from RefSeq and is a predicted model, not a curated record. Gene Ontology annotation, cellular component: cytoplasm; Arp2/3 protein complex; actin cytoskeleton. The transcript has a single exon.